AUCGCUCAGACAACAAACAAAAGAUCGAGGCUAGCCGAGCUCGCCGGAGUCGACCCGUCCUCUGACGUUAGCGCUGACUGAGGCUCCUCUCCGCACCGCGACAUUCGCCUCUGCCCUCUCACCACUUCCUCCAUCACACUGCACGAUAGACGUCCCCUCGGUACUCUUCACCUCUGUGGCCGCUCAGGUCCGCCUGAGCAGUGACAGCGGUCGCUUCGCCUCUGUGGCUAAGCUAAGCGCGUUAGCUGCUCGGAUAAACCAGCUCUGGCCAGCGGAGUCAGUUAGCAUAGCCUGCUAACAGUGAAGCUAGUUAGCUUAGCCCGCUAAGCUAACCUGCUAGCUACCCCUCUUCCCUCCUCCCCCUCCUUAACAAACUUGACACUGACUGACACAAGUGGCUUUGGCUUGUUUUAGUAACAAGUCAUUUUUUAUUAACACUCGUGUCGCUGCCAUGUCCGCACAGACGUCUGGCUGCGGCUUCCUCAUGUCGGUGGUUGUCCACGGAGACGCGGCUCUGAACGAGCAGGAAAAGGAGCUCAACCAACGACUCCGACGGCUCUAUCCGGCCGUCAACGAGAGCGAGACGCCGCUCCCUCGCUCCUGGAGCCCGAAGGACAAAUUCAGUUACAUCGGCCUCUCCCAGAACAACCUGCGUGUGCACUAUAAAGGUCACGGCAAAACCCCUAAAGAUGCGGCUUCUGUACGCGCCACUCAUCCCAUCCCAGCUGCCUGUGGAGUCUACUACUUUGAGGUGAAGAUCAUCAGUAAAGGCAGAGAUGGGUACAUGGGCAUCGGCCUCUCAGCUCAGGGUGUAAACAUGAACAGGCUCCCAGGUUGGGACAAGCACUCGUAUGGUUACCACGGUGACGACGGCCACUCCUUCUGCUCGUCAGGCACGGGGCAGCCCUACGGCCCGACCUUUACAACGGGUGACGUGAUUGGCUGCUGCGUGAACCUCAUCAACAACACGUGUUUCUACACAAAGAACGGCCACAGCCUAGGUAUCGCCUUCACAGAUCUACCACCGAACCUUUACCCGACCGUGGGCCUGCAGACUCCGGGCGAGGUGGUGGACGCUAACUUCGGACAGCACCCGUUUGUGUUCGACAUUGAGGACUACAUGCGGGAGUGGAGGACAAAGAUUCAGGCUCAGAUCGACCACUUCCCCAUCGGAGAGCGCGAGGGCGAGUGGCAGUCCAUGAUCCAGAAAAUGGUGGCGUCUUACCUGGUUCACCACAGCUACUGUGCCACGGCUGAAGCCUUUGCCAAAUCCACCGACCAGGCCGUGCACGAGGAGCUGGCCUCCAUCAAAAACCGACAGAAGAUCCAGAAGCUGGUGUUGUCGGGCAGAAUGGGCGAGGCCAUCGAGACCACCCAGCAGCUCUACCCCAACCUUCUGGAGAGGAACCCAGACCUUCUCUUCAUGCUCAAGGUCAGACAGUUCAUAGAGAUGGUGAACGGGACAGACAGUGAGGUCAGGUGUCUCGGAGGACGCAGUCCAAAGUCUCAGGACAGUUACCCUGGCUCCCCCCGACCCUUCAGCAGCCCCAGUCACAAAGCCAGCAGCUCACAGCCGUACCUCACAGGGUAUGACAGUAACUGCUGUAAUGGUGUGACGUCCAGUAAGAGCCACAGCUCCUCCCCACACAGUCACAAGCCCUGCCCCCCAGCUUCUGGCUCCACCCUCCUAGCCUCUGACAUCAGCCUUAACGGCAGCCGCAGUCAAGCUUCUUUAAGCAGCAGCGACGUGGACAUGGAGGUCGACCACUUCACCAACGGACUCACACAAACCUCCACUAAUGGUUUCCUCAACGGCAGCUCCAAACACACGGCUGAGCCGGACGACUGUGACGCCGACAUGGAGGUGGAGUCUGCUCACUCUAAGCGGCAGCUGUGCGGCGGCAGUCAGGCCGCCAUCGAGAGGAUGAUCCAUUUCGGCAGAGAGCUGCAGAGCAUGAGCGAACACCUGCGCCGCGAGUGUGGCAAGAACUCCACUAACAAGAAGAUGCUGAAGGACGCCUUCAGUCUGCUCGCCUACUCUGACCCUUGGAACAGUCCAGUCGGUUACCAGCUGGACGCCAUUCAGAGAGAACCCGUCUGCUCCACCCUCAACAGUGCAAUACUAGAGACUCACAAUCUGCCCAAACAGCCCCCACUGGCCCAGGCGGUUGGUCAGGCCGCUCAGUGCCUCGCCAUCAUGGCACGGACUGGCAGCGGCUCCUGCGCCUUCGCCUCUGUGGACGAUUACUUACACUAGCCCCAUCAACACACACACACACACACACACACACACAGGACCUGUCCAGAAGUGUAUUUGUCACUUGUGAGCCGAGGGAGUUGCAGAAACUAGAGGUGGACCCAUGUGAAGAUAGAUGAAACCAUGACAGCUGAUAACAAUGGCUGAUAGCCCGCCCCCUCUCUCCUAAAUCACAAAAUGAAAAAGACAUGAAGUGAUUUUUGGUUUACUUUCUAAACUUUUCUUUCUGCUGAUGUAGAAAAAAACGUUUUCUUUUUAGUUCUUCAAAAACAUCAAAACAAUGUGGUGUAUAUGUGGCCCUGUAACGGGCCUGUAUGUGGCACUGUAACGCGCCCGUCCAUAUGUGGCGCUGUAACGCACCCGUCCAUAUGUGGCACUGUAACAGACCUGUUCUAAUAACAUGUUGGAGCAGUAAUCUGCGUUCUAAUAACAUGUUGGAGCAGUAAUCUGCGUGUCCACUCAAGGCAGCGCAGACUUCACAGUAGGGUGAAUAUUUCUCUGGUUUAUUUGUUCCGUAUAACAAAAACAGAAUUAAAAGUGAACAAAAGGAGACGUGAGAACAACUCGACAUGAAUGGAACAUACGUAUAUUUAUCAUACUGAUGAUUUUCUGGUUUCUUUGCUCCAUAAAACAAAGAAAUCAUUGAAACUAUAACAUGACAUUUGAGAACCUAAUCAUUUCCAGGUUUGAUCGACGUUUUCUGGACUAAAGGAUUCUAAGAUUGAUGGAGAAACUGAUCAUUAGAAUCAUUGGACGUCAGGGUUCUCUGCUAUUCAGUUGAGUAAACUCUGCAUGAUAUUUUAUCGCUGAUUUAUCGUGAAACAAAUACGUUAGAAGUGAUAUUAUCGGUAAAGUUAGCCGUGUUUGUGUCUUGACAUCGCGAGGUUUGCUCCGAGUUUCCGAGUUGUUCCAUUUAUAAAUGGAACGCACCAUCAGAGUUUACAGUCCGCUAGUUCUUGAAUGUCGGAUCCAAUCCGAUAAAUUGGUCGACCUCUAGUUGAACCCUCUGACUGUCUCUUGAUGACCAGGAGACGUUUCUGGACAGGUCUUUACUCAAACACACACACGUCCUUUUCCAUCCAUUAGCUCCAGGAUUGGUCCUCUCUCACGUCCUAGCAAAGCUACGUCAGCGCGGCUCUGACUGACGGCGGUGGACGAGACGACCUGAGAAUCCGCCGCAGAACCGAACUCAUGCAGACGAGUCGGAAGAAAAACUGGCUAAAAAAACAAGUUUGAGCAAAACUGCGAAAUUUAAGGAGAAAAAAAAAUAACACCAACAGGAAAAAAGAAAACUGACAGGUGUGAGCUGUGGCUGACGCCCCCUUUAACGUGAUUGCUGUGAACUCACACACUUGACGGACACAAAACAUGGGAUUUAAAAAAAAGUCCUUCUCUGCGGACAUUCGCCGAGCGCUCGAGCUCCAGGGAGCCUCGACCACCCCCGCCACCACCUCCGACGUCGGCCGACGUCCGUCUGACAUGUGGACUCGCGGACUUCAAAGAAGGCACAGAGAAUCUUCACUUUCCUCCGUUUAAUCACGUCUUUGUUUUUGUUUUUUUCGUGGACGGAGUUGGGGGCGGAGCAAAGGGAGGAGGCGUGGAAACCAGGCUCUCGUGUUUUUUGUUUUGUUUUUAGUUUCUCCAGGUUUACACGGCACGGUGCAGACCACCAUGAUUAUCCUUAUCCUUAUUAUUAUUAUUCUAAUGAUCAUAUUAUUAUUGUUACCUUCAUUCAUAUCAUAUUUGUUGAGCGUCAGCAGUUUCCACAAACCUAUCACAAUAAAAGUCCCGAUUCCACGAG
Messenger RNA from Solea solea (common sole), 4058 nucleotides. RefSeq names its product RAN binding protein 9 (gene ranbp9). Gene Ontology annotation, cellular component: cytoplasm. The transcript has 14 exons. Gene Ontology annotation, molecular function: protein binding. Bases 452 to 2257 code for a protein of 601 amino acids. NCBI's taxonomy places the organism in Eukaryota, Metazoa, Chordata, Actinopteri, Pleuronectiformes, Soleidae. Gene Ontology annotation, biological process: cell surface receptor signaling pathway; cytoskeleton organization. The record is from RefSeq and is a predicted model, not a curated record.